Messenger RNA from Lytechinus pictus (painted urchin), 3868 nucleotides. Its product is annotated as phosphatidylserine synthase 2-like. The transcript is spliced from 12 exons. Gene Ontology annotation, molecular function: L-serine-phosphatidylethanolamine phosphatidyltransferase activity. Bases 188 to 1753 code for a protein of 521 amino acids. The record is from RefSeq and is a predicted model, not a curated record. Gene Ontology annotation, biological process: phosphatidylserine biosynthetic process. Lineage: Eukaryota; Metazoa; Echinodermata; Echinoidea; Temnopleuroida; Toxopneustidae.
GGUCGGCGACGACACGUUUUACACAUCUCGUGUGUUGCAACAGUUUGAAUAAUAUUUGUUUUUCUCCACAAUACGAGGAGAUACUACGAUCGAUGAACAGGCACUCAACUCAAGCCUACAGCAUCGUGGACUUAAAGUAAAGUAAAGUAAAGAGAUCCACACAUCCGGUUGAACUUCAUAUUACAAGAUGGACAGGACAUCACCAAGAGAUGGCCGCUUGGACGUGCUUCAGAGAGUCCGAAAAAUGGUCGAUGAGCUGGAGGAACCGCUUCAACCGCAGAAGCCAUUUUCAUCAAGAGAAGGAGAAGAGGAGAAUACAAGAUUUACAAGCAACCAGACAGAUGUGUAUGAUGAUGGGACCAACACGUUCUUCUGGAGGGCCCACUCAAUCACAGUAUUGUUUGGAAUGUUAGCAGCUCUGCUUUACGUUGCUGUGUUGGAAGACGUCAAGUUUGACACAGCCUUCAAUACAAAGAGAGGCAUGUUUGCGUGUGUGAUAGCAUUCUGUUCAUUUGGAAUGACUCAGGCCAAAGACGGACCUUUCAAACGACCUCAUCCUGCAAUCUGGCGAUUCUUCCUGUGCCUUAGCGUCAUCUACGAGCUCUUUCUUGUCUUUAUAUUAUUCCAGUCUGUAGAUGAUGCAAGACAGCUGAUUAGUUACAUUGAUUCAGAUCUCGGUAAGGAGCUCCCUGAGAAGACUUAUGCCGAGGAUUGCAGCUUUUACACACCAGGACACCCAGAGGGCGCUUUCCAUAAUUUCUGGGAAAAAUGGGACAUAUUUGUUUUGGCUCAUGUGCUUGGAUGGUACAUAAAGAUGCUUAUGAUAAGAGAUUACUGGCUAUGUACCAUAUUGAGUAUAUCGUUCGAGAUCAUGGAAUACACCUUCGAACAUCAACUAAAUAACUUUGGGGAAUGCUGGUGGGAUCAUUGGAUAAUGGACUUCCUUGUCUGCAAUGGCCUUGGUAUCUGGCUAGGUAUGGUGACACUCAACUAUCUCAAUAUCAAGACAUAUAGCUGGAGAGGCCUGUAUCACAUUCCAACAUACGGGGGAAAGUUAAAACGGAUGAUCCUUCAGUUCACGCCAUACAGUUGGACAAGAUUUGAAUGGAGACCAACGGAGAAUCUCAACAGAUGGCUUGCAGUAUUAGCCAUCUGUACUCUGUGGACACUGUCAGAGUUGAACACAUUUUACCUAAAGACCGUUCUAUGGAUACCGCCACCUCACUUCAUUAACUGGUCUCGUUUAUUCAUCCUCUGUCCUGUCGGCUGUGUGGCGUUGAGGGAGACAUAUCAGUACAUCGAAGAUCCGAACUGCAAGAAGUUUGGCCAGCAGUCCUGGGUGCUAGUUGCCAUCAUCUUCAGCGAGACACUCAUCUCGGUCAAGUUCCAGUUUGACGUAAUCACCAAGCCCUUCCCCCGUCCCGUUGCCAUCGCCUGGUUGGUCUUCUUCCUAGCUCUGGUCCUCUGGACAGUCUGGCGAUUCUGUAUCUGGUCCCCGAGUCGAUGGCGCAGCACCAGCAGCCCCACGGACCCCAAGGACACCGCCGAAGACAGCGGUCGAGCGGACGGACAAGAGAAGGCGGUCACUCGGACGGUCAAGACCACCAAGCUGGUCAGCUCGGUCACCAAAAGCAGCUCGGCUUCCUCCCGGACGGUCGGACCGGACGGGGACGGCGUCGACAACGGUGUGGAGAAUCGAGGUAGCCCCUAUGCAACCAGGUCGAAGAAACGGGUCAUAAACGGGAAGUCAUGAAUAGCCAUCUCAAUCUGUACUACAUGCACAUCCAAUUUUAAUGUGUUGAUAUGAAAUAUGUUUUAUAACGUUUUUAUACAUCUUUAUGUCCACCUGAAAUCUUUCCAUCGUUCUGCAAUCGAUUUGGUGUUAUAUAUUGUGAUUUCUUUUCUCCUUGUGAAGGAGCUAUGCCAUUACAAUUUAAUAUUGAUAUGUAUAUACUUGUGGUGACUCUACACAAUUAAUCGUAUGAAUUGUGGGGAAAAGAAAGCGUCUAACAUUAUUUUGAGACUGAGCAGAAUAUAAUAAUAAUUUUUGUGGGCUAUCUUUUUUUUCCACAUUUGGGGGAUUGCGGAAAAUUGUGGGCUAUUUCUUUCAUUUUAAGGGCUACUUUUAGCAGCAAAUAUCAUUAUUCUUCCAUAGUUAGAAUGUUGAUUUUGAACAAUCUUUGAAUAUUUUUUGUGACGGAUCUUGGGGUGACUCUAGAAAGAAUGGUCACCCCAAAGCAUGCAUUUUGGGGGAAUUUUAGGGGCUAUUUGGGUAGUCAUGAGGGCAAAAUCAUCCUGAGCCCUAAUGUAUUACACAGCAUUGUGACUAUCUCUUCCAGGAUCCUGUUUCAUAAAGACUUGUUAUAAUAACAAAUAUUAAAUUUCUAUAAAUAGUUCACCAUCACCCAAUCAAAUUGAUGGAUUUCAGUAGCUUUAAACUAUUAUUGCAAAUUUGUUAUAACAUUUUUUUUUUCUGAAAAUGGGCCCCCACUUGCUUAUUGGAAUCGAGUAUUCUAUUCGCUGUGUGAAACCUAUGGGAGUUACAUAAUUCGGUAUUCAAUUGGUUGAUAUAGAUUUUAAAGGCCCUAAUGUGAUGAUUUUAAAUAUUUUGGGACUUUUUAUAUUGCCAUUUUGCUACUAGUCAGAGCCACCUUUUGAGUCACAAUCACAUGAGUUAUGUUUAGAUAAAAUUCACAGCAGCUUAUGUCUUACUUGUAUUUCAGUAUCAUAAACCAAAGAUAAUAUAAGGAUUUUGUGAUGAUUUGCCAAAUAUACCAAAAGUUGUCUAAAAGGUAUUCGUAGUAAAGUGUAAACUAAUACUAACAGUCCGUAUUAACCCAAGGUAGCCACAAGCUGCAGGCUAAUAUGUGAGCAGGCUUUGGGUAAUAUAUGUCAUCACCCUUCUCCAUUCAUAUACGCUGAGUAGCUGGCCAAAAAGCGCAGAAGUCUUUGGUAUUACUCAUCCAUCAUGGGCGGGAAUUGAACCUUCAACCUCCUUUCAUGAUUUAGGCCUGUAUUCUGAAGUCAGGUUUAACUUAGACCAUGGUCUAACUCUGCUAAAAUUAUGGGAAGCAAAGAGUGUCAAAAUUUUUAUUAAGUUGUAUGUUUAUUAUGUUUUUCAUGCUCUUUCCUGAUUCACCGAUGGUGAAGGCAAACAUCAAUUUAUACUUCCUAGACAAUUAUGAAUGGCUUGAGAACCAAAUGAGCUGAAAUAUGAUAUCUCUACCGUUAGUGAUUUAUAGAACAAUUGGCUAUCCAUACUUAAACCACAACUUGAAACCUGAGUUUAAGUUAAACCCAACUUCAGAAUACGGGCCAUAGAGUUAGGGUGGCAGGUGGCAGUAGGCUUUUGUGUUAAAUGGGUUUAGGAUAGGGUAUAGUUUUAAAUCCAGGGGUGAAGUUGGUUGUCUUAUUAGUGUGUGGAAAUUACAGCAGACCAAUUGUCACUGGAGCAAAUGUCAUAGAACCAUAUGUCCCCUAGGAAGGUAUGAUGAAAAAAAUGGGGAAAAAAUGGUAGAUUUCUACGACAAUUUACCUUUGGUGUUUUGUUAUAAUGUGGGAUCUACAUAUCUUAGUCCAUUCGUCCCCUUUGGGUUGUUUCAUAAAGAAUCAAAGCUGAACUCAAGUAGUGGAAGCAAAAGAUAAUUUCAUAAUGUAGUCUUUGUAGUCAAGGUCAAUGAUACCCAAAUCCUAGUAGAUCUAGAUCUAGUACAUUUGUGUAACACUUUGCUUUGUAACUUUAUCAAACUUAAGCUGAAAAGUAAGCACACUGACUAAUUGCUGUGUUAUGAUAAGCAUCAUUAUAUUCCAUCCAUGGAUGCUGCUUUUACUUGGCAUUUCAUCUGCUUCAAGGUCAAGACUCCUGACU